UGCCCAGCCAGUUUGCGUCACUGCCUCGCAGAGCAGAGAAGAGCGAGCAGGGGAGAGCGAGACAAGUUUGAAGGGGAGGGCAGGCAGAGUUAGCAGCCCCCGAGGCUCUCCUCUCCCAUCGCCCAUCCCUUUCCUCUCUUCUCCCCCAGCCUCUCCCUCUCUCUGCCCCAUAACUUUUCUCUCGAAAACCCCCUAUUUAGCCAAAGGAAGGAGGUAAGGGGAACCCUCUCCCCUCCCCCCUCCAAAAAACCCCCCAACUUUUCCAGUCCGGAGAAAGCAGGGAAGCGAGCGGACACCCGGCUGGCCAUGGAACUGCUGUGCUGCGAGGUGGACCCGGUCCGCAGGGCCGUGCCAGACGCCAACCUGCUCUACGAUGACCGCGUUUUGCAGAACUUGCUCACCAUCGAGGAGCGCUACCUUCCCCAGUGCUCCUACUUCAAAUGCGUGCAGAAGGACAUCCAGCCCUACAUGCGCAGGAUGGUGGCCACCUGGAUGCUGGAGGUCUGCGAGGAACAGAAGUGUGAAGAGGAGGUCUUCCCUUUGGCCAUGAAUUACCUGGACCGCUUCUUGGCUGGAGUCCCAACUCCUAAGACCCAUCUGCAGCUCCUGGGUGCUGUCUGCAUGUUCCUGGCCUCCAAGCUCAAAGAGACCAUCCCUCUGACGGCUGAGAAGUUGUGCAUUUAUACUGACAACUCCAUCAAGCCUCAGGAGCUGCUGGAGUGGGAGCUGGUGGUGCUGGGGAAAUUGAAGUGGAACCUGGCGGCCGUCACUCCUCACGACUUCAUCGAGCACAUCCUUCGUAAGCUGCCCCAGCCGAGUGAGAAGUUGUCUCUGAUCCGCAAGCAUGCGCAGACCUUCAUUGCUCUGUGUGCCACCGAUUUUAAGUUCGCCAUGUAUCCGCCAUCGAUGAUUGCAACUGGAAGUGUGGGAGCUGCCAUCUGUGGGCUCCAGCAGGAUGAGGACGUGAGCUCGCUCACUGGCGACGCCCUGGUCGACCUGCUGGCCAAGAUCACCAACACGGAUGUGGUAGGUGGACGCCAUCUUCUUGGUUAAAACCAGAUGUCUCUUUUCUCAGCUCAGGGAAGGAGACACUUGGCUUGAUGAUAAUGUGUUGGAGGUGUUUUUUUUGUUGUUGAUAGUGCUUUCUGUUUUCCAAGAUCAACAUCCAAAGUCGUACAAAAUUCAAUAGAUGAGGCUUCCUCCUAAGGUUUGGAAGCCUGUGUGCCAUAAAAUAGAGAAAAGAACCUAGCAAGCAGAUACAAGGUGGAGGAGGGC
This is a messenger RNA of Leptonychotes weddellii (Weddell seal), 1275 nucleotides long. The record is from RefSeq and is a predicted model, not a curated record. NCBI's taxonomy places the organism in Eukaryota, Metazoa, Chordata, Mammalia, Carnivora, Phocidae.